Molecule: messenger RNA, 5431 nt
Organism: Amphimedon queenslandica
Lineage: Eukaryota; Metazoa; Porifera; Demospongiae; Haplosclerida; Niphatidae
Product: leucine-rich repeat serine/threonine-protein kinase 1-like
Exons: 10
Coding region: 61-5361 (1766 amino acids)
Biological process (GO): protein phosphorylation
Molecular function (GO): ATP binding; protein kinase activity; protein binding
Source: RefSeq, a predicted model, not a curated record
UUGUAGCUGCUCUGGUAAACAAGCUGACCCCCACUCUCUCUGUAAAAGAGGAUAUUUAAAAUGGCAGAGGAUGAUAACAGGAGCUUUCGUGUCAAUUUAUUCCUUUUUGGUCUCCCGACUGAUAAAUCCGACAUUUUUUUGCAAGAAUGGAACGACUCGACUUUAAAGUCUGCCCUCAAUCUUUUUGCUGACGUGGAGAUUACUAGCAAAGAAGAUAUUGGCCCAUUGCCUGAUGGAGUGAUCAAGGAUAAUUCUCUGGCUGUGAUUGUGUUGUUUUGCAACAAGAAAGAGCACAAGGAAGAGGAACAGAAAACAAUAAAUACAAAUGAUGCUACAGACGAGAUUGAGCUGUUUUUCAAAGCUUUCAGUGAUAAGCCAAAGUUGUUUGUAAUAGGAGACAACAAGCCUGAUACUUGUCAAUGGCCUGAAGCAGCUCAAUUUGUAAUGCUAGACGAUAUUACGCAACCUGAAGAAUUAAAUAAAUUAUUCAAGACAAUAAUACUAGAACCAUUACUAUUCUCAAUGACACAGACUGAUAUUGAUAAGGUGUCGUCAUUAGCUUGUGUCAAAGGAGAGAGCAACACACUUAAGCUAUUUCUCGGAUUGCACCAGACCCCGCCCACAAACACCUGGUUGAAAAAUAUACUCGACGAGCUCCAGUCCAUGUCCUGUACCGAUAGGGGCGUGGAUAAGCUCCUAGACAUUGCGGAGCUGGCGUAUAAUCUUGACAGCACACGCUCAAUGGAAACAGUCCAAGAGAAUUGGUCAGCCACACCCAGAUCAGCUCUUCUCGUGUUAUCAAAAUUUGCUCGGCAGUGCAACAAGAGGUACGAACAGCUUCAUCUCUCGUAUCAGUCCAUCUCCAAUCUACUUCCUCAAAAUAUAUCGGACACUCUAUAUACUCAUAUUAAUUUAUCACAUAAUAAUAUGAAAUCAGUACCAGAGGAGUUGUUCCAAUUACAGCGUCUUCAGUAUCUUGAUUUAUCUCAUAACGCUAUCGAGAAACUGCCCUCCAUGUUGCGAUGGAACUGUCCCAAACUGAAAGAGCUCAAUUUAUCGACCAAUCAGCUUGCAGACGAGAGGCGUGGCAUCAUAAAGGGAGCGACGGAGAGAAGACGUUCACAUAUAGAACCAACUGACCCUCAUUCAGUCCCUCAACAAAGGGUACUGCAGUUGACAAGUCACAAUUUAUAUUCAUGUGUAUUUUCCCUGACCACUGUUGAUCUAUCUAAUAAUCCAAAACUAACUCGACUACCUGAUUGGGUCUGUGUCUUGCCUCAUCUAGUUCGGCUCAAUUUAAAAGGAACGCCAAAACUUCAAGAGCUUCCAAAAGCACUCGCAAACUUUAAAGACCUCUCGUUUAUAUCGGUAGAUCCUCAAAACUUUCUCUCUCCUCCAGCUAAAGUAUGCAGUCAAGGAUCAGCUGCUAUUAUUGCUUAUUUGCGCUCUCAGUUACGAGGCUUGAGUGCUUAUAGACACAUGAAUAUAAUGCUGUUAGGCUGGGGGGAUGAGAAGAAUAAAAUAGCAAAAGAAUUAACGUCACAGCAGAAAAGGCAGACACAGUCUUCACUGAGCUCCAUUGAAAGAGGCUCGUACGAUUAUAAAGGAGAAACCCUUGAUCGAAAUGUUGUUAAAGUGACAUAUCACACGAUUAACUUUUCAUCAGAAGCAAUGGAGUUCACUCUUUAUCAAUGCUUCCUUAUUUCUCGCUGUAUCUAUCUGUGUAUUUGGAACCUGUCAGAUGGUAAGGAGGGGCUUCAGAGGCUCGUACCAGUACUACGUAACAUACAGUCCAUGCUGCCUGGGUCUCGGGUUUUAUUUGUGAUUGUACACAGCGAAGAAAAACCGGAAUUAAUGCUCAAUCAGAUUCUCUCUUGGGAGUCGGAGGUCCUUGGGGUACCAGAGCCAAUUAGUCUUUACGAUGAGACGUAUUCCAGUUCUUAUGGGUAUCCUUGUAUCGGGCAAAGGUUUCUAAUUAAUCUAAGUGUGGGCUCUGAAAUUGAACAGCUCAAAGCAAUCAUACAUCAGCAGGCUGGGGAGCUAAAGGUUCCAAAUUCCUCAGAGAAACUCAUUGAGGAGUAUGUCCCUCGAUCUUACAACGGACUACAGAGCCACGUCGAGUCGAAGAUAAAGCUGCAGGUGACGCUUGUUAGAUAUGGAGAGUUUGUUGAUAGUUUUAGAUCCUUUAGUCAUCAGAGUGGUGAUCUUAGCGAUGGUGGCAAGGAAUUCACUUUAGCCUGCCAGUUCUUGCAUGAUUCAGGAACUGUCUAUCACUAUCAUGCUCCAAAUACAAAUCCUACUGCUGAUUUGUUUAUUCUCAACCUACAAUGGCUCUGCAAUACGUUGGCUAAGAUUUUAUAUAAAGCAAAGAAUGGCUCUGCUCCUGUUUUAUCUAUGACUGUCCUUCAGUCUUUGUUGUGUAGUAUAGGACUUGUUACUAACUAUCACAGCGCACUCAUUGGGAUUAUGAUUAAGUAUAACAAGCUUGUACCACUCGAUAUUGGACGUUCCCGUUUCCUUUUUCCCUCGUUGCUCCCGUCCCUCCCUCCUCCUCACUCAUCCUAUGACAUGACCAAGGACGAAGUCGUGUCUCGGAAAAUUUUAUUUCGCUAUCUCCCGUGCUGCUUCUUUUCACACUUUGUAUCAAGAGUCCUUAGUUAUAUAGACCAGGCUGGAGCUCAGUUAGCAGUAAUGGCUCAUCCUAGUAAUCCUCCUGGACCUGCGGAGGAGAAGAGAAAGAGGAGCUCUUCUUUUAGAAAUACCAACAAGUACAAGUUGUCUCGUCGUAGCUACAUCAUCUCUGAGGACUCUGAGGAUGGAGGAGCUGAUGCUUCUAAAGCUAUUAGUAUAUCAGUAACUACAAUGGAUCGCCAGGCACAGUGUGGAGACGCCAUACGGUCUAGGCUAGACUCAGUAUCAAAGUCACUUCCUAGACGGGAACAAUUUUCGACCAACGAAGAUUCCUGGACCACCAUGUACAUGUUUUCCCGCGCCCUUAUAUGGAAGGACGGCUUCCAUUUGGAGUUUUUAGACGGGACCUUAUGCUGGGCCGAGUUUUUCAACGAGUCCGUAUCGAUCAUUUGUAAAGGAGAUGAAAAGGCUAAAGUUAAGUUGCUUGCUUUUCUACUUUCUUGCGUUCAAGAUAUUUGCACCGAAUGGUACAUUAAUCUGCACAGGGUACACUACUCUCCUUGUUACUCUUGUCUCAAAAAUGAUCCGGAGAAAGCACCUUUUUAUUUUAAUCUCUCUCAAAUCUCAAUGGCAACUGAUCAAGUCUUGACGUGUGAGAAGUGUCAAGCAGUGAGUCCGCUACGUAGACUAGCUCCUGAUCUCCUGCUCACUGAUUUCUCGGGAGAAUUGAGACUGAAGAAAGAAAACCUUGUUUUUGACAAGUCUGAGAAGAGCUUAAUUGAGAAGCAAGUUUAUAAAGGUACUUACUAUAAUCAACCAGUUGCUAUCAAAGUAUUUCCAAUUGAUUCUUCUGCUAAUCAUUUCACUGUAUUGAGACUACAUCGCUCAGAGCUGUCCGUUCUAACCAACAUAAGUCACCAGUACUUGAUCAGUACUGCUGGUUUCUUAACUGCUCCACUCUCCAUUGUAUUUCCAUUGGCUCCAUUAGGAUCGCUCCAGGAUCAUUUGGAUUUAUGUCCUAGUGGAAUUGGAGAUAAAAUAUCACAUGUCUUGCUUCAUCAGGUAGCCCAAGGUUUGCAAUACUUACAUUCUCUUCACAUUAUCCAUCGCGACAUUAAACCAGGGAAUAUACUGGUUUGGUCUCUAACACUCAGUGAUGGCAUCCUUGUUAAGAUCACUGACUACGGAUCAUCUUAUUACAUUGAUACUUUCGGUUGUAAGGGAAGCAGAGGUACUGAAGACUACAUGGCACCAGAGCUAUAUCUAUCAGCGAGGAAAAGGAACUAUGAUGAAAAGGUCGAUAUAUUCUCGUUUGGUAUUUUACUUUUUAAUGUCGUGACUGGGAAAAAAUUUGCACCAAAUUUCAAUCGGAGUCGUCACGAGGCCGGAGGAAGAAGAGAAGCUUUCCUCUCCAUCCCUCACUUAAGCAUAAUAGCGUCAGCCAUUGAAGAACAACGACUAGUAGGAAGCAGCAAUCAAUCGCCUGCUACUUUGCUAUUAAAGGACGGAGUGCACCCAGCUGCUAGAGAAGGACAUAUAUCAACGUGCAUUUCAACUUGCAUGCAAGUCAUUCUAGAAGAUUGUUUGUCAAUUGAUCCUAUAAAAAGACCAACAGCUGAGGGCGUGGCUUCUAGACUUGUAAUCUGCGUAGGUCCCUAUACUCAAGAGAAGUACGUACUAGAUCAGAAUUGGCACAUACAGGAGGCGGUGUUUCUACCAGAAAAAGGAGAGAUAUUAGCUUGGGAGCGAGAUGGACAGAGACGAGUUGUAUCGAUAAACGAGGAGACAUUCUCCACUGAACUUUUAAUGAGACCAACGACCAUUAUCACAGAGACUUGUCUUCACAUGGCUAUAGUUUGGAACAAGCUUUUCCUGGUCACGUCAAGCAAGCGAGUCUAUUGCUACUCCUUACCUGAUUUUACUCUUUUAUCUUCUUCAAAAGAACCUUUACCAGCUCAAUCCUCUUGCCUCUUUGUGUCUUGUGAUGCAAGCAUGGUCGCUGUAGGUAUGGAGGGCGGAGCAGGUGGUCGUAUUGCACUAUUUACUGCUUCGAGUGAAGAGGGAGGAGCUUCGGCAUUAGCCACACCUCCUUUGAUAAUGAAACCUUUUGAUCAUCUGAAUAAAAGAAGAGGACAAGUAUCUUCUGGUUGCUUUUGCGGCGAUUCUAAGAUCCUCUGCGGAAGUGGGCGGUAUCUUUUUGGACUGAGUCUGCCAAAGAUGAAACAGGUUUUUGUUCACACGUUAAGUGAUAGAGGAGGGGAAAAGGGCGGAGCCAAAGGAGACGAAGAAAGUGUCAUUGAAGGAAUGGUAUUGUAUGGUCGCUACUUGUGGGUGUGGUUUUCAGAUCAUGGAGAGAUUGUUUUGUGUGACGUGGAAACUGGAGAAAAAUUGAAUUCGAUAGAACUUGAGGUAUUACUGGGCGAUUCUAUACCCAGUAAGGAGACUAGUUCCCGGGUCUUACCUGCACUAGUGAAACCCACUCCUCAUGCGAUGUGGAUUGGUACCAAUCAUGGACACUUAUUUGGAUUCUGUCAUGUGACAUUUAACCUGCUAAUAGCCGUGAAACAGCACUCCAGUAUAGAGUCUAUAGUUAGUACUGGUUCCGAUUGUAUACUGGCGUUUGGUCAAUGGGCUUGUGACGGGAGCCCGGAGCACAGUAAUAGUAAGAGCAGCAUUGGUGGGUUCUCAGUUUGGAGGCUUCACACUGAUAACAUAGUGUCUAAGCAAUAAUUAUUUAUUUAUUUUAUUUUAUUAUUAUUAUUUUAUUAAUAUUAUUUUUAUGCAUGUCUUAUUUUUUAUA